Molecule: messenger RNA, 1185 nt
Organism: Macrosteles quadrilineatus (aster leafhopper)
Lineage: Eukaryota; Metazoa; Arthropoda; Insecta; Hemiptera; Cicadellidae
Gene: Osi20
Exons: 3
Coding region: 7-888 (293 amino acids)
Source: RefSeq, a predicted model, not a curated record
GUCACCAUGCCGCGAGCAGGCCUAGUGUGGACGUCCAUGGUCCUAGUGCUGGGAGUCAUGGGGGAGAGUAACCACAUCCCCGGCAGUUCCAGAAGCAUCUCCUCAGGAGACGAACUGGUAGCAACCGUCAUCGACUCCUGCUUCGACGGCGACGACUCUGUCACAACAUGCAUAAAGAAGAACGCCCUCAGCUAUCUAGAUCACCUGACAGGACCAACGAGAGACUCCAGAACCUUUGAUGAGGAGAAGCACUUGGAGUCCGAGGAGGGCUUGGACGACUUGAUUCUUGACAGGACAAGGAGGUUCUUGAACACGCAUCAGUUCAAGGUCCAACUCCCAGAGUUCCUGUUCCAAGAGGCAGUCCUCACCUUCCAGCCGUCCAAGGGUCUGGACUUUGAUGUGAGCUUCCCACCCACCGUUGAUGGCGAGGGAAGAGCCUACUCGGAAGGUAACUCUACUCGAGACAUGAUGAAGCAGAAGAUGUUGCUGCCGCUGCUGCUGCUGUUGAAGUUGAAGCUCAAGGCGCUGACGCCCCUACUGGUGGCCAUCGUUGGUAUGAAGGCACUGAAGGCUCUCAUACUCAGCAAGAUCAGCAUUCUGCUGGUCAUUGGGUUUCUGGCGUCUCAGCUGCUGAAGAAGGCCGGCAUGAAGGACAUGAUGCCGUCCAUGAUGAUGGAGCCGACGCCAUACGGGCCACCAGCGCCACCAGCGCCCCCCAUGACGGGGUACGGUGCCCCAGCGGCUCCGGCGCCACCUGUCACCAUGUCCUCCUAUGAGCCCAGCUGGGAGCCUAGUCCUGGUGGACCUUACAAGCGUACCUGGGAGCCCCAGCAGGUGGUGUACAACGCCUACCAACCGUCCACACAGAACUCCGCCGCCCCUGUCUAGUCGAAUAAAAUGGAUGAGCUCUACUACCGUGUUGCAGUUUCUUCUCUUGCUCAAACAACUCUGUUUUGACACCCUUUCAACGAAAACAAGUCUUUUCAAUAAUUCAUCUAAAAAUGUUUCAAUAUCCUUUGAAGCUAUAUUUUCUCUAUAUUUAUGAUUUUUACACGUCUACAACCAAAGAACACUCAAGACUGAACUAUGGCCUAAUAAAUUGGGUCCAAUUGCAAUAAAACUUCAACAAAAAACUAUUGUGUAUACCAACUCUAUUUAUUAAAACUAUUUAUUUAUACAUGCUUA